Colletotrichum truncatum is the source of this 336-nucleotide messenger RNA. RefSeq lists its product as uncharacterized. The record is from RefSeq and is a predicted model, not a curated record. NCBI's taxonomy places the organism in Eukaryota, Fungi, Ascomycota, Sordariomycetes, Glomerellales, Glomerellaceae.
AUGGGAUAUUCAUCACACACGCACCAGACACCGGCCAGUAGCAUACACAUUGUAGCACCGGCAGAGACGGCGACGGAGCAAUGGAGUCAACGGACGUUGCCGUCCUCCCAGAAGCGCUCGAACCUGGCCUUCCCGGCUCUUAAAGAGCCAGAAAGUAAACAAGUCAUUAAACCUUUAGAGGCGGACGCUUCUGAUGAUGUUGUUUGUCAGAGUCAGAUGGAAUUUGAGGCAGAUCCCGCCCACGAAUUCUGGAAAUGGAGUGUGCAUAAGCAAAACUGGUAUCACUUUGAUGAAUCAACGGGCUCGAUUCUUUGGGCUCCUCUUCAGCUAGACUAG